Odobenus rosmarus divergens (Pacific walrus) is the source of this 1820-nucleotide messenger RNA. It is a transcript of the gene VSIG10, whose product is annotated as V-set and immunoglobulin domain containing 10. The transcript is spliced from 9 exons. Lineage: Eukaryota; Metazoa; Chordata; Mammalia; Carnivora; Odobenidae. Bases 1 to 1620 code for a protein of 539 amino acids. The record is from RefSeq and is a predicted model, not a curated record. Gene Ontology annotation, molecular function: cell adhesion molecule binding. Gene Ontology annotation, cellular component: cell-cell junction. Gene Ontology annotation, biological process: cell-cell adhesion.
AUGGCCGCGGGCGUCCGGGCGUCCCAGCCGCAGGUCCUUGUCUGCCUCGGGGUGCUGCUGGCCCGCUGGGUCGCCGCAGGAUUGGAGGCUCUGGUCAUUGGAGAGGUUCACGAGAACAUUACUCUGCACUGUGGCAACGUCUCAGGACCAAGGGGCCCGGUAACCUGGUACCGGAAUGACUCGGAGCCUGUCUUCCUCCUGUCCUCCAAUUCCAGCUUCCCGCCGGCUGAGCCGCGCUUCUCUCUGGCAGAUGCCAGCUCGCUGCACAUCACCGCGCUGAGGCCGCGGGAUGAGGGCAACUACACCUGCCGGGAGGUCCUGAACGAGACCCGGUGGUUCCGAGUGUGGCUGCAGGUGGCCGGCGGCCCUUAUGAGGUUGAGGUCAAUAUCUCCAGCACUGGCAAGCUCCCCAACGGCACCAUCUAUGCAGCCAAGGGCUCCCAGGUGGACUUCAGCUGCAGCAGUAGCUCCUGGCCUCCACCAAUGGUUGAAUGGCAGUUUCGGGCCCCAGAUUCCAGCACCGAGCCCUUUGGAAACAACCUGACAGUCAGCUGCUUCACUCUGCUGCUGAUGUCACAAAACCUCCAAGGAAACUACACCUGUUUGGCCACGAACAUGCGCACUGGGAGACAGCGAAAGGUGACCACCGAGCUCCUGGUCUACUUCCCCCCUCCAUCAGCCCCUCAGUGCCGGGCAGAGAUGUCACAAGGAUCACUCAUGCUGCAGCUCACCUGUCGCUGGGACGGGGGAUACCCAGACCCGGACUUCCUGUGGAGAGAAGAGCCAGGAGGUGUGGUCGUGGGGACGUCAAAGCUGGGGGUGGAGAUGCUGAACCAGUCCCAGCUGUCAGAUGGCAAGAAGUUCAAGUGUGUUGGGAGCCACAUAGUGGGGCCGGAGUUGGGAGCCAGCUGUGCGAUACAGAUCAGGAGCCCCUCCCUUCUCUCUGAGCCCAUGAGGACUUGCUUCGUGGGGGGCAAUGUGACGCUCACCUGCCAAGUGACUGGAGCCUACCCCCCUGCCAAGAUCCUGUGGCUGAGGAACCUCACCCAGCCUGAGGUGGUCCUCCAGCCCAAUGGCCACUAUCUCAUCACGCAGAAUGGCCAGAUCUCCAGUCUCACCAUCUGCAACUGCUCCCAGGCCCUGGAUGAGGGCUACUACGUCUGUCAGGCUGAGAACCCUGUGGGGGUGCGGCAGGUGGACAUCUGGCUGACCGUGAAAGAACCUUUAAAUAUCGGGGGACUUGUGGGCACCAUCGUGAGCCUCCUGCUGCUUGGACUGGCUGUCAUCUCAGGGCUUAUGUUAUAUUACAACCCUGUGUUCUGCUGGAAAGUAGGAAACACUUUCAGGGGACAAGACAUGGGGGAUGUCAUGGUUUUGGUGGAUUCAGAAGAAGAAGAGGAGGUAGAGGAGGAAGAUGCUGCUGAAGAGGAGGAAGAAGAGGAAGAAGCAAAUGAGAGAGAGGCGUCGCCAGAAGAAAUCCGUAAGCAUGGCCACGUUCACAGAGUGACUGCCCUGGUGAAUGGGAACGUCGACUGGAUGGGCAAUGGGCUCCAGGCUCUGCAAGACGACAGCAGUGAGGAGCAGAGUGACAUCGUUCAAGAAGAAGACAGGCCAGUUUGAAGAAAGAGAACUAUCCUCUGUUAUCCCGUCUUAAAAGCCUGGAAAGCUACGUUGAAGAUGAGCUUUUCAUCCUGCUUUGACUUGACUUGCACCCAUGCCUGAGGGCUGAAAAUGGUUUGGGACACUCAGCAAAAAAAGAAAAACACGCACACAGAUUCCCUACCCCCCCUUUUUUUUUUCUAAAUUGGUUUGAUUUGCUG